Messenger RNA from Malassezia globosa CBS 7966, 1053 nucleotides. RefSeq lists its product as uncharacterized. Gene Ontology annotation, biological process: ubiquinone biosynthetic process. The record is from RefSeq and is a predicted model, not a curated record. The transcript has a single exon. NCBI's taxonomy places the organism in Eukaryota, Fungi, Basidiomycota, Malasseziomycetes, Malasseziales, Malasseziaceae. Bases 1 to 1053 code for a protein of 350 amino acids. Gene Ontology annotation, cellular component: mitochondrion. Gene Ontology annotation, molecular function: 2-methoxy-6-polyprenyl-1,4-benzoquinol methyltransferase activity.
AUGCAUGUAAUGCGCCAGCCUAUUUUCCGCAUGCUUCACACAGCCUCUUCAGUUGAUCCCAACGACAUCGCGCAUUUUUCGCGCCUUGCUGACCAGUGGUGGGACGAGAGUGGUGAGUUUGCGCCUCUGCAUCGCAUGAAUCGCGUGCGAAUCGAAUUCAUGCAGCAGAAACUAGAGGAAGUGAGAGGCUGGGAUGCUGCUGUCGCAGAGGCCAUGGGAUACGAUACCAUCCCGACUCCCCUAAACACGCCAGAUUUCCUUUCCGGUUCUCGUAUGCUCGAUGUAGGAUGUGGUGGUGGACUACUCGUUGAGUCAGCCGCGCGACUCGGAGCUUGCGUUACAGGAGUGGACGCGUCGUCGGAAAACAUCCGAAUUGCUUCAUUGCACGCAUCGAAGGACCCGGGACUGCGCAUGCGCACAUCAGAAGAAGACGCGCAAGACGCGUCACUUGCUUACCUAGCGACAUCUGCGGAGACUCUACGUAAUGCAGGGCGUACUUUUGACAUAGUUACUGCCAUGGAAGUUGUUGAGCAUGUAAACCAGCCCGCGGAAUUUCUUCGAUGCCUUGGUUCGCUCGUCAAACCUGGUGGUCACCUAUUCAUGUCAACCAUGUCACGCACUAUGUUCUCGUACUUUCUCACCAUUUUCCUAGCAGAGAAUGUGCUGCAGGUCGUUACGCCAGGAACACAUCGCCAUUCACAAUAUAUCCAUCCGUUUGAAAUGGUUGACUUUUUCCGAGAACUCGGCUGGAUCCCCUCGGAUGCGUCGCUGCUUGCGAACCGACCGCGACUGAAAGAUGGCUCGCCCAUUGCACCUGUGCCGCCGCGUCUUUUGUUCGAAACGCGUGGCACCAUGUACGUGCCUGGCCUUGGGCGCUGGAUUCUCGCUCCACCAUCUGUUGCCGAUGCUUCGGCUCGUGGCGAGGCGUCCCGUGCUCUGUCUUCGGCAUGUCUUCCGUCUUUCCUAGGUGGCGGCAUGCGUCCGACAGAAUUGUGCAACUACUUCUUCUGGAUUCGUCGACCUACUCACACACCCAGCUUGUCCAGCAGCUAG